Dioscorea cayenensis subsp. rotundata (Guinea yam) is the source of this 2222-nucleotide messenger RNA. Its product is annotated as ubiquitin carboxyl-terminal hydrolase MINDY-3. The transcript has 7 exons. Gene Ontology annotation, molecular function: K48-linked deubiquitinase activity; cysteine-type deubiquitinase activity. Lineage: Eukaryota; Viridiplantae; Streptophyta; Magnoliopsida; Dioscoreales; Dioscoreaceae. Bases 262 to 2079 code for a protein of 605 amino acids. Gene Ontology annotation, biological process: protein K48-linked deubiquitination. The record is from RefSeq and is a predicted model, not a curated record.
CUAGUCCUGAGUCCCAAUCUCUCCGAACUCUUCUUCUUCUUCUUCUUCUUCUUCGUUUCUGGUUCGCCUGCGCGCCCUCGUCGUCGCCCGGCCGGCUUCGCUUGGGAGCGCUUGAUUCUCCGUCGUCGUGCGGAAAUUUUGUCAAUUCGAUCUCUGUAUGUUGUGAAUUUGAUCGAAACUCGAGUUAUAUGUGUUGCAUGAUCCGUGAAACCACCGUUUUCGAUCUGAUCUGAAGGAUUCCGGUGGUUUCGAUCUUGCUCAAUGGCGGAUCGGGAGGAUGAGGAGCUUCAGAUGGCGCUGAGGAUGAGCCUGCAGAGUUCGCCACCGGAAGCGAAGCGGAGCAAGCCGCGGGAGGGAGCGGAGGAGUCGCCGGAGGCUAGGAAUCGGAGGUUGCAGCGAGAGCUCAUGGCGUCUGCUGCUGAGAAACGGAUCAGAGCGACUGAGAAUAAGAGCCCUAGCCUUAGCCCUAAGGUGGAAUCGCCGAACAAGAACGUUGGACCCAGUGGCGUGCCGGUGUCUAUCACGGAGGCGCGUAGGACGGCGGAGAGGAAGGUGCGAUCUGGGGAGGCACUCCCGCCGGAGGUGGCGAACGAGUUGUUCUCAAUGGUGUUUGGCAGCGGCGUGUCUAAGGGAAUCUUGGCGCAGUGGAGCAACCAGGGCAUUAGGUUUAGCUCUGAUCCAGAUACGUGCAUGGGUUUGGUGCAACAUGAGGGAGGUCCUUGUGGUGUCUUAGCAACUAUACAGGCCUUUGUCCUCAAGUAUCUUUUAUUUUUCCCGCAAGAGUUGGGUCAUGUUUCACCCAAUAAUCCAUCACAAACUUUAGUUAAAAGAGGACUUGCACGAAGUUCAUAUGCUGCAACAGACAAUUUUGCCCAUAUAACUGAUGAACGAAAGUCUAGAGCUUUGGUUCUCAGUAUGGUUGAAAUAUUAUUUUCAUGUGGGAAUGGAAAAAGUGCUGUGGUCUCAUCAUUAGAUGUUUUUAGCGAUCACAUCAAGGAUGGAUGCGAAGGUGAUCUAAAGAAUGAGAUGAUAACAAAAGCCUUGGAAGGAUUUUCAAUAGAAUCAGCUUCAGAUUUGCAAAAAGUUUUGAGAGUUAGCACAUACACCUCACAGGCAGCUGCUUUUGAUCGAUUAAUGACAGAUCUUCCGGUAUUUGAAAGCCGAAUGGGGGCAAUGUUGUUCCUUAUUUCUGCUUUACUUUCACGGGGAUUGGAAUCUGUUCAAGCAGACAGGGAUGAUCCAAGCCUGCCAUUGGUUACAGCCCCAUUUGGUCAUGCGUCGCAGGAAAUUGUGAAUCUACUUCUCUGCGGGCAGGCUGUUCCAAAUGUUUUUGAUGGUAGGAUGGAUCUUGGUGGUGGGAUGUCCCUGAAAGGUAUAGCUAAUGGUGUGGAGAUUGGAUUCCUUACCCUUCUGGAAUCCCUGAAUUUCUGCAAAGUAGGACAGUACCUAAAAUGCCCAAAGUGGCCUAUAUGGGUGGUCGGAAGUGAGUCCCACUACACUGUACUGUUUGCCCUCGAUACAUCUGUGCAAGAUGAGAAUGAGCUGGAGAGCCGAGAGGCAAAGAUUAGGCGAGCGUUUGAUGCCCAGGAUCAGAGUGGAGGGGGAGGCUUCAUCAGCGUGGAAGGCUUUCAACUAGUUAUUCGAGAGACGAACAUCCACUUUCCACCUGAAAAGCUCGAUAACCUCUGCAAUGCAGGUUUUAUAGUAUGGAGUGAGUUCUGGCAAGCUUUGUUAGAACUGGAUAAAAACUCGGGUGGUCUUAAGGAUCCAACCGGAUCACUGGGCAAAAAGCAGUUUGAUCUCUUUCAUUUCAAUGGCAUUGCCAAAUCUGUUGUGAAUACGAAUGCGAUGGCAGAAGGUGAGAUCCCAUUGCAAAGGCCAAGGCUCUGUAAACUGAGUGUUUCGGUUCCCCCGAAGUGGACGCAAGAAGAGUUUCUGGCAGAUGUGGUGCCUUCUUCGAGCGGAGAGGUGAAUCAGCCAGCACCACCCGCGCAGCACGCACCAUUGGUGGACUGCAUCAGGACUCGGUGGCCUCGAGCCACCUGUUCUUGGGUUGGAGAUGACCCGAGUAUUGUCUGAGGGGGACCGAGAUGUGAACUAUAAUCUUAAUUGUUGUAACAUCUCAAGGUCAUUUGUGUAUGAUAAUUAAGGUCAUCUUCAUUUGCAAAAAAUGAACAUUUGUUCAAUCUAUAUAUGGCAUUGGUUGCGUGGGUUGCCCACCA